CCCGGAGCCGCUGAGGCGCGGAGGGAUCGUCGGAGCGGACCCGGCCUUAGCGGGUGGUGGAGGCAGUAGUGGGUAGCCUGGCCACGGCCAUGGGGAGCUUGAAGGAUGAGUUGCUGAAGGCCAUCUGGCACGCUUUCACUGCGCUCGACCUCGACCGCAGCGGCAAGGUCUCCAAGUCUCAGCUCAAGGUCCUUUCCCACAACCUGUGCACCGUGCUGAAGGUUCCACAUGAUCCUGUUGCCCUUGAAGAGCACUUUAGGGAUGAUGAUGAAGGGCCUGUGUCCAAUCAGGGGUAUAUGCCAUAUUUAAACAAGUUUAUUUUGGAAAAGGUUCAAGACAACUUUGACAAGAUUGAAUUCAAUAGGAUGUGUUGGACUCUCUGUGUCAAGAAAAACCUCACAAAGAGUCCCCUGCUCAUUACAGAAGAAGAUGCAUUUAAAGUGUGGGUUAUCUUCAACUUUUUGUCUGAGGACAAGUAUCCAUUAAUUAUUGUGCCAGAAGAGGUAAAUUCUUGUGCUUACUUGGAAAUGGUCAAAUUGACUGACGGUUACAUGAUGAAAAAAGGCCAUCGACGGAAAAACUGGACAGAACGUUGGUUUGUACUAAAACCCAACAUAAUUUCUUACUAUGUAAGUGAGGAUCUGAAGGAUAAGAAAGGAGAUGUUUUGCUGGAUGAAAACUGCUGCGUAGAGCCUCUGCCUGACAAAGAUGGGAAGAAAUGCCUUUUUCUAAUAAAAUGUCUUGAUAAGACCUUCGAAAUUAGUGCUUCAGAUAAGAAGAAGAAACAAGAGUGGAUUCAAGCCAUCCAUUCUACUAUCCAUCUGCUGAAGCUGGGCAGCCCUCCACCACACAAAGAGGCCCGCCAGCGCCGGAAAGAACUUCGUAAGAAGCUGCUGGCUGAGCAGGAGGAGUUGGAACGGCAGAUGAAGGAACUCCAGGCUGCCAACGAAAACAAGCAGCAGGAGCUAGAGACUGUGAGAAAGAAACUGGAGGAAGCAGCAUCUCGAGCUGCAGAGGAGGAAAAAAAACGUCUGCAGACUCAAGUGGAACUACAGACCAGGUUCAGCACGGAGCUAGAGCGUGAAAAACUGAUCAGACAGCAGAUGGAAGAACAGGUUGCCCAGAAGUCCUCGGAAUUGGAACAGUAUUUGCAGCGAGUACGGGAGCUAGAAGACAUGUAUCUAAAACUUCAGGAGGCUCUUGAGAAUGAGAGGCAGGCCCGGCAAGAUGAAGAGAUGGUGCGGAAGCUUCAGGCCAGGUUGCUGGAGGAAGAGUCCUCCAAAAGGGCAGAACUGGAGAAGUGGCACUUGGAGCAGCAGCAGGCCAUACAGAUGACGGAGGCUGAGAAGCAGGAGCUGGAGCACCAACGCGUGGAGAAGGAGCUGGCCCUGCAGGAGGCCAUGGUGCAGCUGGCACAGCUUGAGCAAGAGCGGAAACAAGCGCUGGAGCAGUAUGAGGGAGUUAAAAAGAAGCUAGAGAUGGCAACUAACCUGACCAAGAGCUGGAAGGACAAAGUGGCCCAUCACGAGGGGCUCAUACGAUUGAUAGAACCAGGUUCCAAGAACCCUCACCUGAUCACAAACUGGGGGCCAGCAGCCUUCACCCAGGCAGAGCUGGAGGAGAGAGAGAAGAACUGGAAAGAAAAGAAGACCACAGAGUGACUGUGCCCCACAGAGGGCUGGUCAUAGAGACACCCAGUGUGGCUAAGAGCUGUAAGCUGCAGGUGAAAGAUGCUGGCUUUGCUGCUUCUAACUUCCCCCUACCUCUUACGGACUCAGUGUCCUAAGGAGACCUCUUUUACCUUCCUGCCAAUAAGGGCCUACCUGAAAAGAGAAAAAUAGUGUCACCAAGCUCUUGAUUCACACUGUCUUUGAACCUUUCAGCUUCUGAAAGGUCCAGUUAGCUCAGACUCUCUUGUAUUCACUCCUGAGGGAGGCAGAGCACAGACCUGAGGUCAGCCCCACCAUCUGCAGGUGUGGAAGAUGGGGUCUGGGGGCUCAUUCCCUGGAUGUAGGCUGGGGUCGGUGCUUCCCUUUGCCAGUAUGUUUCCUCCACGGAGUCUGCCUGACAGUCAGUGUCAGGUGUCAUGGAAGGCCUUCACCUACGGGGCUCUACUGGAGAAGCAUGGCAUCACUGCCAUUUCCCGGGUCUCCUUCUAGAGGUGAGUGCUCAGUGAGAUGUCCAGUCUGUACUGAGCUUUUCCUUUCCUAACUGCCCUCCCUUUGGCCUAAGUCAUUCCCACUUCCUUUGCCCUCAUCUCAGAUGAAAAUGUCUCCUUGCCCAUAUAUGCUGUCCCUUUAUUCUCUUGGCUAUUCUCUUUCUCUCUUUCUCUCCUUCUCUCUCUCAGGUUGAAGUGCUACCACCUUCAUGCCAUACUGUGAGAGGAUUGUGCUCAAUGGUAGAGAGAAGCUAACUGGAAGAGUGAAUAAUUUAUAAAGCAGACUGUAUGCACAUGGGCAGGGCAGCUGACUGUACAUGUGCUAGUUAGAUUUAAAAUGCCGUUCUAGUGGCUCAGCUGUGAUGUUAGGUUUUGCUAGGUGAGCAGCUUUUUAACUUUUCCCUUCCUCUCUAGGUGACAGAGGAAAUACCCAAUAAAAAUAAGGGUAACAAAAGAAAAUUGGAAUCAUAGUUCUUACGCAUCUAAUUUGAAAGGAGCAAAGAGGAAGAUUUUCAUAUAUAAUCUGUUUGGGGAUUGAGAAUAGUAUUUAUGAAAUCAACUUUCCAAUGUUAAUUCUAAUUUAUAAGCAGCAGUAGCUCCAUGGACAGCAGUGAUAAUUAAAAUUAUGGAGAAGGAUGAGGUUGACUCAGUUAUAAUGGUCAAUACUGGAUUCAGUUGGCUGGUUAAAGUCUUUGUGUCUGUACAAGCAUUUAGAUAUAGUGCCAGCCUCAAAACAGGAGCCAUUCCUAAGAGAUGGACACAUCUAGAGAGAAUGGUUUGAGAGAUUCAGUGUGUGUUUAUUUACACAACAGGGAACUGGAACUUAAUUCCAUGACUCUUCAUUGUUUAUGACUGGAAAUAAUUGCCAAUGAAACUGCCUUCAGGAAACUGUCUUAAAAUUUUGAGCUGUUUUAUGGAAGGGCAACUUUAUUUAAUCUUUGUUGCCUUUGUAACAUUUAAGCUUUUGUCUAAAGUUUGUAACAUGUGCCUUCCAAAUUCAGCAUAUAAUAUGGGUGUUGGUUUCUGCCCAGCCACCUACCAGUAUUAUCAUUUAUGCAGUGGCUGGCAGGUGUAUUAGGCCAACAAAGAAUAAUGGAACCUUUGUAUGGUUUGAUUGGGUCUCAUACCAGGGGACUUCAGUGCUCUUCAUAAAUCAUAAAGAAAGGAAGCCAGUGACCUGUGAGAAAUCUGGGGAGUCCAGCGACCUGUGUCUGGGGCGGGGGCGGGGGAGGGAGAUUUCUGCUUUGAGAUGUUGGGAAAUAGGCAGUGAUUCACUGCAGAAUGUCCCUUCUCCAACCUGGCUUUUCCAUAACUACAGCUAGAAAUGACCUGGGGAGUCUCUGCUCUAGCCCAGGGCUACCAUGGACUUCUGACAGGCCUAGGCCAUCAGCCUGGAGGCUCCUCCUUUCUGGUCACAUGUGGCUGUGCACAGGUAUGCAUGGCAUGCAUAGCACACAUGGCUGAUCUCACCCUGGCUUCGCACACUGCACUGUCAGGAGGCCGAACUCCCAAACAGUGGGUGCAGAGGUGGGCCCAGCAGGGACUGUACAAGUCCUGUGUAGAAUGGUAUCGCGAGACUUAACUCCCUAAUAUCGAAAGUAGUUUGAACUGUCAAUAUGCCUGCAGUCCAUUUUUACUUUUGUAAUUACUGUACAGAAAAUUUCUGGAGUGUUUGAAUGUUUGUUAUAAUCAGGCCUUUCCAUAAUAAUGAAAGAUAGGAUUGUUUCCAUGAAUUGUACACAAAAAGUUUUUUAAAAUGUGCUUUUGUAAUUUGCUGUAUUAAGAGGGAACAAAAUAUUUAUAAUUUUCAAUCGUAUCUAAAAAUUGUACCAUGUAAUGUGUUCAACUUUAUUAUUUUUUCUAAUUUUUCUAAGAUAUAUUGCAAUGUUUUUGUAUUUUUUUAAAAAUAAAAUGGACCCAGUAAGAAAACUAAAAUUACCAGAACAUCGCACAUUUAAGGUUGUCUGGUUUAAUAAAACAGCGGGGUAAAGUUU
Molecule: messenger RNA, 4152 nt
Organism: Dipodomys ordii (Ord's kangaroo rat)
Lineage: Eukaryota; Metazoa; Chordata; Mammalia; Rodentia; Heteromyidae
Gene: Swap70
Product: SWAP switching B-cell complex 70kDa subunit
Exons: 12
Coding region: 90-1661 (523 amino acids)
Cellular component (GO): nucleus; cytoplasm
Source: RefSeq, a predicted model, not a curated record